Molecule: messenger RNA, 2154 nt
Organism: Lizanozyma spartinae
Lineage: Eukaryota; Fungi; Ascomycota; Pichiomycetes; Serinales; Debaryomycetaceae
Exons: 1
Coding region: 1-2154 (717 amino acids)
Source: RefSeq, a predicted model, not a curated record
AUGACGAUGCUUAAUAGAGAAGUAUCUCUGGAUUCUGGAUCUUCGGUGUUUAGUAAUGGUAAUAUCAAUGCAUCUCCUUCAAGAACUCCCUCACCUUCUCCAGAACACAAUUAUUACCCUCAAACAGCACCUGAUUCCGUGCUUCAUCUUUUAGAACCUUCUCCAGUUCACCCUCCUGAUUAUUCCCUGCUUCCUCCUGGAGGAUGUCCUCGAUUCCCCAUUCAUGAUGAUCAUCCAGUUCUAGAUCAUGUCCCCCCAGAAUACUCUCCUUCCGUCUACAAGUUUGAUUUGGUCAAUCGCAAACAAGAAUGGCUAUCUCCUUAUGAUCCUUCCCCCUCGAGAUCUUGGAAAACAGUGAUAGUGGAGUUGAACUCUACACAACUAAAUAUUUAUCAUGUUCCUUCAUCAUUGGAGAGUUAUCUUGUUCAAUUCAAGUUGAACGCCAUUAAUACCCGUUCUGGUUCCUUCCGUUAUCUUCCAUCGCCGAUUCCCUCGCGUAACACCAGCUCAAUUUUCAACAAAUCUUCAUCAACGGCAUCAUCAUCAACUUCCACAUCAGCAUCAGCAUCAGCAUCAACAUUCAAUUCCUACAAAGAAUCAUUUAAAAAGACGUAUGAGAGUUGUUUAACUUCAAACUUUGAUCGUCGGUUCCAUGAAUUUGUUCAUUCUUUGAUUCGGCCCGGUUCAAGUUUCCGUGAUACCUUCAAAUUGGUCAGAACUUAUUCCCUUCAACAUUGCAAGAUCGGGUUGGCUUCCGAUUAUAGUAAGAGACGUCAUGUGCUCAGACUACGGAUAGAAAACGAGCAGAUAUUACUUCAAUGGUAUGAUGUUCCAGAUUUGGUUGAUUGGAACUGUGCUUUAAAUGUGGGUAAAGAUUUAUCACUUGAUUUGAGUUCAAGAGAAAUCCCCAAAUACAGAACAGUCCCCAGAAGAAGAGUUGAUCAACGACGCAACACAACUAGCGAAUCGACUCACCAUAGUUCUACCAUCAACUCUCGUCUUGGUCGUCCUCGUAGAGCCACUGAAUCAGAUGCCGUGUGGUAUACUGACCAUGAAGAUGAAGAAAAUAUAUCAUCGUAUUAUGAAGGAAGACCAAGUUCAAGAAACCAAAUUCUGGCUGAUGAAUAUGAUUAUGACUCUGCUGCAAAUGAUAACGAAUUAGACAUAAUGGCUAAUCAUAAGUCAAAUAAGUCAGCAUCAUCCAUUUCUCGUUCAGUGAGUAAGUUGAAGAUCUGGAAACGUCGUACAAGCUCUCAGACUAGUCUUGUUGGAUCUACAUCUUCAUUGGACUCUUUGGCAGUUCCAAGAGUGAGUUCUUCAUCUUCUUUAAACAAUUACAAUUCCGCUCUUAGUACUCGGUUGGCCAUGACUACGCUUGCAUCCAGUCCAUCUAGUUCGUCACCAGCACCUGGUCGGCCAUCAUCGCCCUCAAGAAAUAGAGUCUCCCAGAGACCAGUUGUUAUCACAGUAUCUCCAGCAAGUGCUCCAACUGCUCCAACAACUGCCGCUUUAAUUCCCUCUACCCAUACUAUAGUGCAAUCAAGUAGAAUAAUUGGAGUGCAGGAUAGUAUUGUUGAAAGUGAUGAUGAAUAUGAUGAAUAUGACGAAGAUGAUGAAGAUGAUGAAGAUGAUGAAGAUGACGAUGCUGUUAUUGAAGUUGGCGAUGAUGAAGAAUUAAUUUGUCAACGUGAAUCUACAGAUGUUAAAGUAUCUGAGAAUGAGGAAGAUGACGAAGAAGAUCAAAUUAUUAGUGUUAAUCCACCACCAAUUUUGAAACAGUUUCUUGGUGCACCCAUCACUGCUACUGGUACAUUCACCAAGUGGUCACCUGACAUUUAUCCAGUAUCAGAAGAUAAGCAUUUCAAAAAGUGUCUUCGGUGUAUUAAACCACUUUUAUUUGAUGACUCAUGGUUAAACAAACCAUUAUUAAAGCCCACGUCAAUUUCCACGUGUUCAUACAGUUAUAUACGGUGGAAGCAUGAGGCUGGUAUUGAAGAUCCUCUGGUUAAAGAUAAAGAGGGCCGUCGGAAAAUCAUUUCGCAGAUGAUCAUUGGUGAUAGUAGUACAUUAUGUAAGGUACCAAAUCAUCAUUUGAAGGAAUAUAUUGUUGGGAGUCAUGGAUUGAUUCCUAGGGGGGUUACCAUGUUUUCAUGA